CGGUAGCGAACAUUUGGGGCUCAGAGUCUCGACACCAGUCCUGAACGAACCAUCGUGCAUCCAGUAGUCGUGCCCCAGUGUGUGUCUCUCCUAUGUGUGUGCGUGUUAAUCGUUGCUCUGUUAUCGAUACGGAAUAAUCCAUUUUUUGUACCCGAAAACAUUCAAUUAAAACUGUGGUCAUUUACAACAACAACAAUAACAAAGUGUUGAGUGAAUUUUUGCUUUCGGUUUGAUUUAUUUAUUUCUUUUUUGCUUUUUUGCCGGGAGAGUUUAAAGUUGAAGUGCCAAAACUCGGUGUGUGUCAAAGUGUGUGUGUGUGUGUGUGUUUUGGCUGUUGCAUUUUUGAACGGCCCGAGGACAGAGGCGGUAUUUUCAUUGAAACACACACAACAACAAAAAAUAAAUAACGGGCUUAAUUACUUCACCUUCUGCGGUUAUCGAACCAUGGCCGUGAAGUUCCAUCAACCCGACGAGCUGGAAACUUGAACAAACAACCAACACCAAUUUUUCAUUUUAUUAUUAUUAUUAUUUUUUCAAAAAAAAUAAUAAAGAUAAAAUAAAAUAUUUGGUUGUCAUUGAAACUUCUGCUAACCGCCCGACGGCCAUUCACGACCGAGAUCAAUCUACAAUUUUUCAACAGACUAACAGAAAAUAAAAAUAAAAAAAGAAACUGUUUGAAUUAAAAGUGCGUUGAUCGACGAAUUUCAAAGAACUCAAAGUGUGAAAUUUCAUCAUGGACACAUCAACAGCCAAAUUCAUUGUCUUCUUAUUGGUUUCGUUGAUGAUGAUGGACCAUCACAUCGAAGCGGCAACGCUGGACGAUUUUGGCGGAAACGAGACGAGAGAUCCGCUAGAGCCGCAAUGGUCCACAUGGUCGCAAUGGGCUCCGUGUUCGAGGACGUGCGACGGUGGUGCCACCUACCAGACGCGUCGCUGUAUGGACACUGUGCGCGGAUGCGGAAUCAACGGACGUAGCAUCCGCUAUCAGAUUUGCAACAUGCAGCCAUGUCCGGAAAUGGUCGAUUUCCGGUUGCAGCAAUGCCAGAAUUACAACAGCAUUCCAUACCAGGGGAAAUUAUACAAUUGGGUGCCGACCGUGGAUAAAAGCACGCCGACGUGUUCGCUUUCGUGUCGGGCUGUCAACACGUCGUUGGUCGUCCAGCACGCGGCCCGCGUCCACGACGGAACGCGUUGCAAUCCGGGCAGUUUGGACAUGUGCAUUGAUGGAAUCUGUCAGCCGGUGGGUUGCGAUCUGCAAUUGAACUCUGAUUGGAAAGUGGACGCUUGCGGAGUGUGCGGCGGCGAUGGAUCGACUUGCGCCGACAGCAGCGACGACCUCGUCGUCGGCUACCGAUGGGAAUUCGGCCACCGUCUCUCCACCUGCACUGCGUCCUGCGACGGAGGUGAACAGGAAGUCGAAAUCAUUUGCAGGGAUGCCGUUACCGGUUUAGAAGUUUCCGAUCAGACGUUGUGCGACCAAUCGAAUCGACCGGAGCCGAAGAUCGUCCAGUGCCACACGGAUCCUUGUCCUCCAAAGUGGAUCGUUGGACCGUGGGACGCGUGUUCCUUGACGUGCGGAGGCGGCAUCAAGGAGCGUCGCGUCUAUUGCCAACAGGGACGCAAUAACAGCAAGGUGGACGACGUCAUUUGCUCGGCUCUCAUUGGUCACAAGGCUCGCACGCACGAACCUUGCAAUACUCACGACUGUCCCAGUUGGUUCCAAGGUCCUUGGUCUCAGUGUUCGACGCCGUGCGGCGAUGACGGCGUUCAAACGCGAGUUGUCGUCUGUCGUGACGCUCGAGGUCACGUGACCAACGCCUGCCGGCCACAAGAUCAGCCGCCAACAAGCCGGGCGUGCCCGUCUCAGCCGGCCUGCCCGUCGACGGCUGCCCCACCGACCACGAUCACGGCUCCCAAUCGAGCGCCCAGGCAAAAAGUGACGCCGUUCAGCCUGUUUGACGACGAGGAAGCCGACGAACAAGAGGAAGACGAGAAGGAACUGAAAGGCGUUUUGGUUCAGCAACCGACCGGCUCGAUUUCCAGCGGCUCAGUUCCGUCGGCCUUGCUGUCGGAGAAGCUGCAAGUCGGCGAAAUCAGUUUGGUACCCACCGAUCCUACUCUGGCGUUGUAUUACGCUUGCGGCUGGUUUUACAAAAGUUUCAUCGCCGGUGAUUGGAGUCCGUGUUCGGUGACUUGCGGCGACGGUACGCGCGAGCGCGAAGUCAACUGCAAGAUCUUCCUGGAAUUCUCGAAAACGAUAGCCAAAUUACCCGACAAGGAAUGCCCUGGACUUAAACCGGCCGAAAUAGAACCUUGUUUCAUGAGACCUUGCAGCCUCUCCAAUAAAUACGAGCCGUGGAUUGACCAGUUCAGCGACCAAUCCAAUUACAAGCUGAUGCUGGCCACUCGUAAACCGGUGGAGGAUCUGCGAGCGGCCACCAAAAUGGAAUUGACGAGCGGCGGUGGCGCCAGUGGCGGGCCAGUCACGGUCACCAAACCGUCCCAUUCAGUCCCAGCGUCGGUGACGGGUCCGCUGCUCGCCCAUACGUGGAAAUCGUCUGGAUUUUCGCAAUGCAGCGCAUCUUGUCUCGGAGGAGUCCAGGAAUCCAUUAUUGAAUGCGUCCGGGAACAGGACGGCCAGCGAGUCAGUCCGCAUUUGUGCCCCAUGGAACGGCGUCCGGACGCUAUCACGCGGACGUGCAACGACGUGCCUUGCCCGCCCAGAUGGAACACGUCGGAUUUUUCGACUUGCAGCCGCACGUGCGGCGGUGGCGUGCAGACUCGCGAGGUGCACUGCAUUCACGAAGUGGCCCGCGGCGGCAGCAAUACGCUGCCCGUCGGGGCCGACCUUUGCCCGCAGCCACCGCCUCGUGCCCAACAGUUUUGCAAUAUGAUCGACUGCCCGGUCGAGUGGAAGACGGGCGAAUGGAGUCAGUGUUCGUCGCCGUGCGAUGGAGGCUUCAAGGUGCGCAAAGUGUCGUGCCAGCAAUUGCUGGCCCUGGGUCAGGUGUUGACCAAAACGGCCAAUCAUUGCAAUCCGACGUCGAGGCCGGCCGAAUCGAAGCCGUGCAACACUGGCAAGCAAUGCAGCCGAGUUGCGGAAGAGCCAGAGGAAGAAACGAAGGCAACAACUGUCGGCAGCGCUCCAGAGAGGCCGCCACCUGCAUCGGACUUGCCUAAAAUCCAGUCGACCAAUCAGAACUUUGUACAGCAAAGCCAAUCGAAAAAGAAGGUGACGCUGAAAAUAGGCGGCAAAGCCACCGUCUUCAAAGGCACUCAAAUCAAAAUCAGAUGCCCCGUCAAACACUACGACAAAUCGAAAAUCAAUUGGAUGAAGGACCACAUUCUGUUGGUCAAGAGCCAGAAAUACGAGCUGAAUAAGAAAGGCAUGCUGCGCAUCAGGGACGCCACCUAUAGCGACAGCGGAGUGUAUUCUUGCAUUGCCGGAAGAAGCGCUGCCAACAUCACCGUGACGGUCAGACCGGCUCCAACGGCGUCCAGCAACCUGGAAAAUGAUUGGGACUCUUCGAGUCCUGGGGCCAAUGGAAAUCGAUCAAAAGUCGAUGGCAGUCACGUCAAGCACAGCGUCCAUCCGAGCGCCGAUUCCAAGACGGACGAAUCGCUGAGACGAUCGUCUUCCGGUGGCGGGACGUCGUGGCCGGCCUCUGUGCCCGCCGGUCAGCGAUCCAAAGAAGAGGAGGAAGAAGAAGAGGAGGAGGAUGUCAAAGAGAUGAAAGGCAACAGCCUCGUGAAUAAAGGACACAAAAGCGGCUUUGAUCAUGGGGCCAGAGUUGCCGCAAAACCGAAUGCAGACGAGACGUUAACAUCUGGAACGACCGGCCCUCUUUUCCCCGAUCAGGACCAGGAUUGGCAUCGUCAAACGUCUCAUUACACUUACGUGACUCGAGCGCGGACGACUCGAGCGCCGCCAACCCGACCUACCACCACCACCACCACAACAACAACAACUGAAAGUCCAGCAACGACAUCUGCACGCCCCGAUGAUAACGAAGAGGAAGACAUUCCCUUUGACGAGGAGGAAGAUGAUUCCCGUUCGGAGAGAAGGACGAUGGCGAGCAACUGGCCGGAUCGCAUCGAUCCGAUCCCGACUUUCUGGCCGACCAGUAACUGGUGGGGCUCUAUCGAUCCGAUCCGCAGCGAUGGCGGGUCGCGUGGCGGCGGUCAGUCCCGUCAAUCGAACCGCAUUCCGACGUACGCGCCUCCGCCGCCCAACGGUAACAAUCGGAACAGGGCGGAGACGAGCGAUGGUCGUGGCGGUGGCGGCGGCAGUCAAGUGGCUCGAUCGAGCAGCUCACGACCUUCACCGCCACCUUAUUUGCAAUGGCUUCUGGCUGGAUUGGUGCAGCACCAACCAGAAGUGGGACAGCCAUCGUCGUCGGCCGCCUCUAAAAACAGCAAAAACGCUGCCAGCCGGACGGCUGCUGGCAAAAAUGGCGGACAUAACCGAUCUAAAUUGAGGAACGCUUCGGCCGGUCAUCACGGACAGCAGCACCAGAAAACCAGGGCCAACAAAUCCGCCAGCCAUCCGGUCAGCGCUGGCUCGUCGUCUGCAUCUGCUGUUAUUUUGGGCAAAGGGAAAGCGGACACUUUGAAGUUUGAAUGGUUACUGACGCCCUGGUCAAAGUGUUCGCAGACAUGCGGCGGUAGUGGAUUCCAGGUGCGAGCUGUCCAGUGCAUCGCCCGUCUGAAUAACGUCACUAAAUCGGUCGAGGCCAGCCUUUGCGAGGAUGCUGGACUAGCCAAUCCUGAUGAUGCUGGAUUAGAGGUCACCCCGGCGUUGACGGUUAGAAGCAAACAGCCGGCCACUGUCCAGAAGUGUGGCCUGGAUACGUGCCCGCGAUGGGUUGCAGCUUCUUGGACUCCGUGUCAUCAGUCACGCUGCUUUACUUGGAACACUGCACUCCAAAAGAGGCAACUGGACUGCGUGAUGGACAAUGGCACCUUGCUGGACCCCCUGUUGUGCAACGAUCGUGACAAGCCGUCGCAGAAGCGUGAAUGUUUCAACGAGAACUGCCGUGGUGCAUGGAAAGUCUCUGACUGGUCUCACUGCUCGGCUACUUGUGGCUCGAUCGGCCACCAAUCGCGAAUGCUGCGCUGCGUUUGGCACGGCACCGACUCUCCCGCCGGCCUCGCCUGUGCUGACUUACCUAGACUACCCGUAACGCGUCCCUGUCGGGGACCUUCAUGCCCUUUACGUGGCCAAUGCCGGGAUCAGUCCAGCUACUGUGGCCUAGUCCAGACGCUUGAAUUGUGCUACAUCCCACGUUAUCGUCAACACUGUUGCCAGACGUGUCAACAUCAUCAUCAGUUGAAAGAUACCGAACCUUUUGGCCGGAGCCAAUCCAAUAAGAAAAAGAAGAAGAAAUUUAAACAUCCCAACGAUAACGUUAACGCCUCAUCUACCGAUGACAUCCGUUCCUAAUUCCAUCCGUUCCUCAUCAUUGAAAUACCCCCCCCCCCUUUAAAAAAAAAGGCAAUUUUUAUUUUAUUUUAUUUUUUUCAAUAUUCAUCCAGUCAUUAAAAUAAUUUUUACAAACCCUCCCCACCGAAAAAAAAAAAUAAUAAUAAUAAUUCUCGACUUAAUUUGCUUAAAAAAAAAUGAUCCAUGUUUUAUUUCCGUGUCAUGUUAAAACUCUCUCUUGUGUGUGCCAUCCGGCCUCUCUCGGAGAGAGAAUUGGCCUACUGACCCGCGAAAAGAAAAAAAAAGGUUUAAAGCUUAUGUGUGCGCCAUUUUUUUUGUUUUCUCCCUUCAUCUUUGGAUGUACAUAAAUAACAGUUUCUCUUUAUUAUUAUUAUGACUCUACGAUACGAUGUAUGCUGUUAGAAGAAGCCGCUUCUCGCUUCGUCAUUUCAUUUGUUCUUCUCCUUCUAUUCAACUAAGAGAUAAAUUGUAGGAUAGCCUUCGUCCAAUGUUUCUCUCAACGAAGAUUAAAAAAAAAAGAAGAGGCUAUUUGCAUUUUUGCGCUGCACUUUCUCCUCUCAGCCAAAUAUUAUUCAUCUCUUUUGUUUCCUCUUUGAAUAGAAAAUGGUGUCCAUAUUGUUGACAUCGUAAAAAAGAUGGCAAACUCUCUCCGUUAUUUUCUGUUUUUUUUUACCUUGUGACUGCAUUAUUUCUUUUUACAUUUUCAUUGACCAUCGACAUCCGUAGCGAAUUUCUUUUUAAGUUAUACAUUCCCAUCUUUUUUUUUUUUUUAUUUCCACCAUGUUCAACAUGUUUUUGUUUUGUUGCAUUCCCUCUUCGUUUUUUUUUCUUCUUCUUAGUUGUACCGUUUCUUUAGUUCUGAUUUGUAUGUCUGUUGAGCUGAUUGAGAUGUGCCGUUAAAGAAGAAAAAAACUAUUGUAUAAGAAGAUCAAUACAUUUCCUUUUCCCCUUUUUUACGAAA
This is a messenger RNA of Daphnia magna, 6404 nucleotides long. Its product is annotated as ADAMTS-like protein 1. Bases 734 to 5443 code for a protein of 1569 amino acids. Gene Ontology annotation, molecular function: metalloendopeptidase activity. The record is from RefSeq and is a predicted model, not a curated record. Gene Ontology annotation, cellular component: extracellular matrix. The transcript has 27 exons. Lineage: Eukaryota; Metazoa; Arthropoda; Branchiopoda; Diplostraca; Daphniidae. Gene Ontology annotation, biological process: extracellular matrix organization.